UACAUAAACAGCUGCCCAUGAGCCAGAAAACGGGGAUAAUUAUUCCUAAAGAACUUGAUAUAGCAUUUGGCGUAGUUCAUAUUGUCAAAGUUAAUAUUUGAAAGCGUUUAAAUAUGACUAAUGAUAUAUCUAAAAAGAAGGGGAAGAGUUCGGGUGAGAAAAGGGGGAAAAGAAAAGCCAAAAGAAGAGAGACUUACGCGAUGUACAUCUAUAAAGUUUUGAAACAGGUCCAUCCGGACACGGGCAUUUCAAGCAGAGCAAUGAGCAUCAUGAACUCCUUCGUGAAUGACCUGUUUGAGAGGAUUGCCACAGAGGCGUCCCGGCUGGCUCAGUACAAUAAACGCUCCACCAUCACCAGCAGAGAGGUGCAAACUGCGGUGAGACUGCUGCUGCCCGGGGAGCUGGCUAAACACGCCGUGUCUGAGGGAACCAAAGCUGUCACCAAGUACACCAGCUCCAAAUGAAGACUUCAACACCCAUAAAGUUGCUGCGACAAAGAUUUCAAACCUGUGCAACAACUGUUAUCUGGUUGACUUCAAUAAACGUCAGCAUUAAAAAGCA
Molecule: messenger RNA, 561 nt
Organism: Epinephelus lanceolatus (giant grouper)
Lineage: Eukaryota; Metazoa; Chordata; Actinopteri; Perciformes; Serranidae
Gene: h2bk1
Product: H2B.K variant histone 1
Cellular component (GO): nucleosome
Molecular function (GO): DNA binding; structural constituent of chromatin; protein heterodimerization activity
Source: RefSeq, a predicted model, not a curated record